AUUUCAAAAGUUUAUUUCGAUUUGAAAACGUUAACUAUAAGGUCGUGUCUCGCGCUUCACAUAUAUCUAGUGCGUCUGGGAACGCGGUGAUUUGACAUUAAACAAAAAACUCUACUUUUGCUUUGGAUUACAUACCAUUUUCAUAUUUUGGAUAACUCCGAAGUCAAAGUGCAACAUGUUGAGGAUUAAUUUGUACAUGGGCACUUUCAUAUGUGCAAUCGUUUUAAGUGUAACAAAUACGAUACUAGGACAAGAGUCAUCAUUCUUUAGAAAACCAUGGCCAACAUACAGUCUACAGAAUAUGCCACAGACACGAUUCACAUGUCAUGACAAAAUACUUGGCGGCUAUUAUGCAGAUCCGGAGACUCAAUGUCAAAUGUUCCAUGUGUGCGUCAAAGUUGGCGGAGUGGGGGUACAAGAUUUUCGAUUCUUAUGCCCAAAUAGCACAGCAUUUGAUCAAGAGGCACAAAUCUGUGCCAAUUGGGCAGAUGUUGAUUGUGAACAGGCAGUGCUCUACUAUGGCAGUGAUAACUUUGAUUUGUAUCGUUUGGGGUCUGGAUUCGAAAGCAAGCGAGCCCCAUUAGCCGAAGAAGAUGAGUCAACAUUCCAUUUGCAACGUGCGGAAACAGGCGAUAUAAGAGGCUACAAACAAACGACUGUAGAUCAAAAGGCACGCCCAGACCAACCACCAAACUACACGAAACAAUUUGAAACGGUAACGCGUGGAGGCACCUUUAAUAGCCACAACCAUCACAGCAAUCACAAUUAUUUGCAUGGACCCAACGAGGUGGUCGAAAAGAAGAAGGCCAAAACGGAUGUUACCAAGAAGCCCAUUGCCAGUUAUUAUACACCAACUUCGACAAGCACAACAACGACCACAGAACGUUAUAGCGCAGGCAGCAAUGAUGACUCAAAGCAAGACUUGGAUGACAUUUUUAAGGGUUCGCACAGCUCUCAUUUCUUUUCCAAUCGUAAUGGGGGACGUGAAGAUGACUUUGUAGAACAACCGGCCAGACAACAAAAGCCCAAUGACUUCAAUGAUUUCGCUAAGAAAUCCGAAGCCACCACCAUUGGCAAGUCACGAGUAACACCCACCAGAAGCAGGCGUCCCCCAGCAACGUCGUCCACAACCAGUUUUGCCCCUAGCACCUCAACAACAGCGACACCCAAGGCCACCAAAAAGGUGACAGCAAAUUCUUUCUACAAUACCGACUUCUAUGACUUUUCGGUCUAUAAAUCGACCACAUCAUCCUCAUUGGGAAGUUCUACGACUAUCACCACUCCAAAGCCAUCGCAGAACGGUGCGGUAAAUCGUUUCAAUCUGAGCUUCAAUGAAUAUCAAACACAAUUGAAUGUUCAACCCACCACCUAUAACCCCAAUCGUUUGAAGAGCACAACGGCCAAGUAUAGUGAACUCAAUAGGGGAGAGAAGGCUAGUAAUGCCAACAACAAUGAGGCUUUUAAUAAGAAACUGCAAAAAUUCGAUCAAUCCCAAAAGAAGAUACCGCCUCAGAAUAGCAGCUAUGUGAACUUGAAUGAGUUCAGUGAGUUUGCCAAAAUCAAGCCACAGGCUCCUCAACCUUUCCAGCCCAAGGCGCCGGCCAAGACAUUUGAAGCCCCCAAGAAAUCGGAAAUCGAACCCCAAUAUCAUCGUUCGCGAGGCCAAGGGGCCAGACAUCAUCAACAGCAACCAGAACCAUUUAGAACGGCGCCUACAAGAGCCCCUAACCCUAACAUCAAGUCAACCACUGAAACUAUUAAGGAAAAGCCAGCAGCAGCUUCUUUUGCUGAUACCAAGCCUCGCGGAUUUGUAAGCAGAGGCAGCAUCAACUAUAAGGCCUCCACACAACGCAAUAGUGAAACCUAUCCCACAGUUUCAGCCAAUAAUUACAAGAAAUUCUCCACACUGGUGCCCAAGGAUAAAUAUGACCCAACCACCUUUAAGCCCUCAACCUACAAGAAACCUUACGAAAACAAUGGCUAUCAGGCUCAACAGACCAUAAGGCCACAAAACAAGCCCCAAAAGGCGGUAACUGUUUCGCAGGCCACCACUCCAUAUACCACAGCCAAUCCCUAUUACAACAUCGAUGAGGAUGAUGGACAAUAUCAUCCGGAAUUGUAUGAGCAGGACUUUCCACGUCACAAACUGAACUUGCAAAGAUCCAGCACUGUGAGCACUACAACUUCAAGGAGUGGCACCAGCACCACAAAGCCCCAAUUACAGCAAACGUAUCAAAACCCAGCCACUCAUCUCAAGAGUCAACAGCAGACCUCAUUCUUGAAAGAACAAUCGGCCUUUAACAAUGAAUUCAGUGAUGAGGAUGAACUUUUCAAUACCGCUCAAUCCUUGAAUUUUGGGGCAGCCAGCAUCAACAAACUGCGGGCCGAUAUUAUAAAGGCCGAAAAAACUUCGCAACAAUACAAUUCCCAUUAUAAUCCUUUGAGUUCGCUGACUAGUCCCAAGCCCAGCACCAGCAGUUCCACACCAGCUUCGACUUCCACCACCUAUUUUACUUAUCCCUCCUAUUCAACCACAUCACAACAGACCACACCAAGGACUAGUUCUACAUAUGCAGCCGCCUAUAGCAGUUCUACCACGUUGAGCACCAGCACCACCACCACUACUACCACCACAAGAAGACCCACUUCUGUUAGUACCAGCACUACACCAUAUCCCUUCAAUAUCACCAAGAGUGGCAAACAUGCGGAUAAAAAGUCUCAAAAGAAGAAUGAAAGUAAAAAGAAAACCUCCAAAAGGCCACCCCAUGCGGAUGAGGAUACCAGUUACGAUUAUGCCUAUUACGAUACGGAUACCUUGAGUGAAUCACCUCAGGAAUAUCCAGAAUAUGAAAUUCAAGAAUUUGCUAAAACACGAAAAAAUUGAGUUAGGAGAGUAGCCAGAUUUUUAGCAGGGAAUACAAUGAGGAUGAGAAGUUAAAUAAUCCCAUAAGAAACACUUCAAAAAAAAACACCACACACACAUAGGCAUACACAUACACAUAUAUAAUACAUACAACUGAAGUAAAAAUCAUUUCACAAAUUCUAUCAUACUAA
Molecule: messenger RNA, 3054 nt
Organism: Stomoxys calcitrans (stable fly)
Lineage: Eukaryota; Metazoa; Arthropoda; Insecta; Diptera; Muscidae
Product: mucin-2
Exons: 6
Coding region: 176-2884 (902 amino acids)
Cellular component (GO): extracellular region
Molecular function (GO): chitin binding
Source: RefSeq, a predicted model, not a curated record